ACAGCAGCAGCCCGUCGAAAAUUCUCAUCAAAGCCAGGCAAGAUUUGGUGAAGAUAUAAAUCGGCACGUGACAAUGCAAUGCAUAAUGCAUAUGCAUAAAAUCCCGAGCCGCGCUUAAGACUUUAUGCAUAGUCACAAGGUUGACGACUCUUCGUGAAUCAACCUGAGACGACAAAGAAACUACAACUCCAAAGGUCCUCGAUGAUGUCGGCACGGAAGCCACAUAGGAAGAGUCGCACAGGAUGUGUUCCAUGCAAGAAACGACAUGUAAAAUGCGGCGAAGAAAAGCCAAAGUGUGUGAAUUGUAGCGAAUACGAGGUUGACUGCCAUUAUCUUCCCGUCACUAGUGUUUCCCUGAAAGAUUCGUUGAGAUCGAGAUCGUCAUCUCAUUCUUCGUCUUCUUUACCAAAAGAUCCUCUCGGAACGGGAAACGCAACGGGGAUAGGAGUCAGCUCAAAUCCCGGCAAUGAUGAACUCGAUGUAUCGGACUUGGAACUCCUGCACUUCUUUUCGACAGUAACAUAUGCCACAAUGUCCACCGUCGCCGUCGAACAAGACCUUUGGCGAACAACAAUUGUCACCAUUGGGCUGCAACACACAUUUCUCCUUCGUGCCCUCCUAGCUCAAGCAGCAGCACAUCUUAGCUGUCUCAAAUCGUCCUCGGAAUCAGUCAACUAUCUCAUAAAAGCUUCGACUCACCAAAACAUUGCAAUUGCUCAAUUUCGAAAAGCUUUGGAAACUAUAGAUGCAUCGAAUUUCGACGCUGUCCUGGCAUUUUCUUGCUUGCUGCCAGUUCACUCCCUCACGCUAGCAGCUUGUGCCACUGCUCGACCGGAGAGGAACGAACAAGAUCAUAUCUUAUCCGAAUUCCUGAAAGCGAUUAGACUUUUACGCAGCGUCAAUAGUCUGCUGUUGCCUUCCCUCUCCGUCUACACGAGUAGUCCGAUUCUUCCUCUGCUGCAAGUUGCUAGCCAGCAUCUGCCGGUUGCUGAAAAUUAUCCAGGGCAAGAAAGCAUAGGCUUUCUAGACACUGUCUGUUGCAGGAAUAAUGUAGCAGAACACAACGCCGCGUUUUCGGACACUAUCAAGGAAUUACGGCUCACGUUCUCCCGAGCGGCAUGCCCACCAGAUACCGAACGCUUCACGCUAGGAAUCAUAUUGCUCUUCACUGUUAUCGUUCCGGAGGAAUUUGUAAUAUUAGCAAACUCACGAGUCCCAGAAGCGAUGGUUAUCUUGGCUCACUAUGCUACUUUAUUUUGUGAGCAUGAUGAUACCUGGUGGCUGAGGGGACUGGGAACGAAUAUGGUGGAUAUCAUCAAUCAGGAGCUUGGGGAUGAGUGGAGGCAUGCUAUGGAAUGGCCGAAUGAGGUGGCUGAACGUGUUCGACGAGAACGGGAUGGCCGAUGACAGAAAGAUGAGAGUGAGAAGUAGUCAAGUAACGAUAACUUAGUGUCUAAUUGACGC
Mollisia scopiformis is the source of this 1464-nucleotide messenger RNA. RefSeq lists its product as uncharacterized. NCBI's taxonomy places the organism in Eukaryota, Fungi, Ascomycota, Leotiomycetes, Helotiales, Mollisiaceae. Gene Ontology annotation, molecular function: DNA-binding transcription activator activity, RNA polymerase II-specific; zinc ion binding. Bases 202 to 1407 code for a protein of 401 amino acids. The record is from RefSeq and is a predicted model, not a curated record. Gene Ontology annotation, biological process: regulation of transcription by RNA polymerase II. The transcript has 2 exons.